UUAGCCUAUGUAAAAACAAAUAAAUAAAAUGAGACUUUUUUUGUCUAAUGUGCUUAAUAUUUGAAAAGUUUCAUAACCUUUUUAAAAUGGACUUCUUUUUAUCAGUUUUGUUAUGGGGAUUAAAAAUAAUAAUACAGUAGCCUACAUUUAUUCCUGAUCUGAAGUACACAAAGGGGGCGGGGCUAUCGGAAGCUCGAGCUCAAGCACUGGCGUCACUACUGUGGCUAAUGAACUGUGCUAAAAUGGAUAUGAAACUAUUCACCAGUUCUAUUACUCAGUUUCUUCCUGAAUGUACUGAAAAUAAAACACAUCUACUUCGUUGUGAAAUUCCUUUAAAAACUUUUCUUUAUAUUGCGAUUUACAUUCACCUCAGACUCGUGAACUAUUGCAGUUUUUGUGCUAGUGUUGUUUGUUCAGCUCUGAGAGGUUAUACAUUCUGUGCAAUAGGACGCGGCUAAUGUAAUCACGUGAUCGUCGCUAAUUGCAGUCAGGUUAUAGCCAAUUAAGCUGUGAUUAAAGUUAACGGCUUCUAACGGUUAGCAGCAGGAAAAAGUAUCGAAGUAGCUUUGUCUUAUAGACCGAAAAUGGAGUUCGGAAGGAAAGAAAGAAAGAAAGAAAGAAAGCAAGCAAGCAAGCAAGCAAGCAAGCAAGCAAGAAGGAAGGAAGGAAGGAAAGGGAUGUCAGAAUGAGAAAUGUUCAACAAACAGAGAGUAAGGAAGCUGACGGAGCUCAGCGAGGACGAUGUGGAUGGUGCAGUAACGUCAGCAUGAAGCUCUUGAGCGCUCUGCGUCAGGCCUCUCUCGUACACCGCUAGGCCCCACACACACACACACACACACACACACACACACACACACACAAACAACUCUGUAUCUGCGGCCCCUCCCCUUUUCUCACCACCAGCUUUACUUUGCUUCCCUCGAGACAGGAAGUAGGAACGUUCCUCUUCCUUCCCCUCAUCACCCUCAGCCAUGUUCCUACCCUGUGACGGUGGAUGCCGGCGUCCGUUUUCUCGCCCUCGCCGUAAAUGGGACACGUGCUUGGUAUGGUUAUUAGGAUUGGCGCUGCGGUUAUCGCUCUCUUCGUGCCAGCGCUCGGAUUACAGCGUCUCCAAACACCCCAUCGUUUCCACCAGUUACGGGAAGAUCCGCGGCAUCCGGAAGGAGCUGAAUAACGAGAUCCUCGGCCCUGUGGAACAGUUUCUCGGCGUUCCGUACGCCACGCCACCCAUCGGAGAUCGCCGCUUUCAGCCUCCUGAAUCACCCGGCGCCUGGCACGACAUCCGGAACGCCACACGCUUCCCACCCGCAUGCCCGCAGAACGUCCACGGAGCGCUGCCCGAAAUCAUGAUGCCUGUGUGGUUCACGGAGAACCUGGACGCUGCCGCAGCGUACCUACAGGAUCAGAGCGAGGACUGUCUCUACCUCAACAUCUACGUCCCCACGGAGGACGGUCCGCUCACUAAAAAACCCGACGAGUCGGCGACGAACAGGCCGAGGGACGAAGAUAUCCGAGAUCGGCGGAAGAAGCCGGUCAUGUUGUUCAUCCACGGCGGUUCGUAUAUGGAGGGAGCUGGAAGCAUGUUCGACGCGAGUGUCCUCGCCGCCUACGGCAACGUCAUCGUUGUCACCAUGAACUACAGACUGGGGGUUCUGGGUUUCCUGAGCACAGGUGAUCAGGCGGCUAAAGGGAACUACGGCCUGCUGGAUCAAAUCCAGGCUCUGCGCUGGCUCAACGAAAACAUCGGCCAUUUUGGAGGCGACCACGAGAGGAUCACCAUCUUCGGCUCGGGCGCCGGAGCAUCCUGCGUCAACCUGCUCAUCCUGUCCCAUCACUCUGAAGGUCUGUUCCAGAGAGCGAUAGCCCAGAGCGGCUCUGCCAUAUCCAGCUGGUCCGUGAACUACCGCCCGCUCAUGUACACCAAGAUUUUGGCCAAGAAGGUGGGCUGCAGCUCCGGGGACACGGCCGACAUCGUCGGCUGUCUGAGGAAGAAGAGCUUCCGAGAGCUGGUGGAUCAGGACAUCCAGCCCGCGCGCUAUCACAUCGCCUUCGGGCCCGUGGUAGACGGAGACGUGGUUCCUGACGACCCUGAGAUUCUCAUGCAGCAGGGAGAGUUCCUAAACUAUGACAUCUUGUUGGGGGUGAAUCAAGGAGAAGGGCUGAAGUUUGUGGAUGACAGCGAAGGCGAGGACGGAAUUUCAGCUGCGACGUUCGACUACACCAUAUCCAACUUUGUGGACAACCUUUACGGCUACCCGAGUGAUAUCCUUCGCGAGACCAUAAAGUUCAUGUACACUGACUGGGCCGAUCGCGAUAACGGCGACAUGAGGAGGAAGACUCUGCUUGCCCUCUUCACAGAUCACCAGUGGGUGGCGCCAGCGGUGGCCACGGCCAAGCUGCACGCAGAGUUCCAGUCGCCGGUUUACUUCUACACUUUCCACCAUCACUGCCAGAUGGAGAGUCGACCGGAGUGGGCGGACGCCGCGCACGGAGAUGAGAUUCCUUACGUCUUUGGUGUGCCCAUGGUGGGCGCCUCCGACCUCUUUCCCUGCAACUUCUCCAAAAACGACGUGAUGCUUAGCGCCGUCGUCAUGACCUACUGGACCAACUUUGCUAAAACCGGAGACCCAAACGUCCCAGUUCCCCAGGACACCAAGUUCAUCCACACGAAGCCAAACCGCUUCGAGGAGGUCGUGUGGACUAAAUUCAGCUCUAAGGACAAGCAGUACCUUCACAUUGGCCUGAAACCACGUGUACGAGACAACUACCGUGCCAACAAGGUGGCCUUCUGGCUCGAGCUGGUGCCACAUUUGCACACUCUACAUGUGGAGAUCAUCAGCUCUUCCGGUGCAACCCGCUUACCACCACCCGGCGGUGUCCCCCAUAGACCUGGAUGGAAAAACCCGGCGUUGAAUCCAAAUCAUCCCGGCACACGCCAACCCUCCAUUUCCUCCACGUACCCACCAGAUACCGAUUCGGAGCCGGAAGGUUCGGAGCGCCCGCGCGUGUCUCCAUUCCCAGAGGAAGUGCGUGAUUACUCGACGGAGCUGAGUGUAACAGUGGCAGUCGGUGCAUCCCUGCUCUUCCUGAACGUCCUGGCAUUUGCAGCGCUCUACUACAAACGCGACAAGCGGCACGAAAUGAUGCUGCUGCAACAGAGGCGACGCCAUCGGCGUCUCUCGCCCCAGCGUGGCACUGCUGGUGCCCCGAUUCCUGCGACAGCCAUCGCUGUGGGCAGUGACCUGGAAGAGGAGCUCAUGUCACUGAGGAUGAAGCAGCAGAGGGCUGAGUUGGACCUGGAGCCACUUCGAUGCCCGCCGGAUUACACGCUGGCACUGAGGAGGGCGCCCGAUGACGUGCCACUCAUGAUGCCCAGCACCAUUAGCGCCAUGCAUGCCUUUAAUACAUAUCCCCCUGCUCCUGGCCACACCCCAAAUCCAGGCCCCGCCCCUGGGUCCAGCUCUAGCUCUGUGCAUACCAACAAUGCUUUGCCCCAUCAGCACUCGACCACUCGCGUAUAGUACCUCGCCAAGCUCUUAACACAGAUAAAGACUACCUGCACCAAGAUUGGUGCUCUGCAGAGGUAACACAUUUUGUCCAGUUCGGGAAUGUCCGGGUCCAAUCCUGGAGUUCUGGAGUCCGGCACAGCUUGGUGGUAUCCAUGCUCAAAGGUAAACCAAACCAUACUGGACUCCAGAACUUCUGGAGGGGAACUGGGAACCUGUAGCCUAGUGGUAGAGAGUCAAAGUCACUGGACUUAUGUCCUUCUCAGAGAUCUUGACCAGUCCAGAUGCCUCGACUUCCUCCUACUAGACGAUUUAAUGACUGGGAGGACUGAAAAGACAUCCACAACCCAUUCUUUGUCUCGUUUAACCCCUCCAGUCCACUUCUUCUCUCUCUCUCUCUCUCUUUUUUUGGAAAACGAAAAGAGUUUUAAAAUAAGGAACCGAGGAGGAACCGCUCGGUCAUCCAUCUUGCCCUCGACCUCCUCUCUACGAGCUCCUGCUUCGUCUUCUUUUUAACCACUCUUGCUGUGUGGCGUUUUUCUCUCCAUCCCUUCUUUCUUUUUUUUGUCAUCUCCUUCACCUACUGCAGAACUCUGCUUUUUUUGCCUAAACCGAACACUUUUAUAAAUCGAGAGAAGCUCUGUGUAAUAGGUACUAUCGAGAACCUUGUGAGGACAUGAAUGUGAAAAAGAAAAAAAGAUUUGAAUAUUUAGUUUUUACCAGCAUUUCUGUGCCAAGUACUGUGAUAUCCAUCCAAUCAGACUCCGAGUCAAGAGGACAGACUCGGAUUGGAGGCGCAUCCGAGGAUCGCAUUCGUGGAAUUUAGAAGAAGUCACUGAAAAAGUGCCAAAAUCUUGUUUGCUUUUCUUUUCUUCUCUCUCUCUCUCUCUCUCUCUCUCUCUCUCUCUCUCUCUCUCUCUCUCUCUCUCUCUCUCUGCCUCCCUUUCUUUUGCUUUUGCACUGUCUCUGGUCUGGGAUGAGAUUUGAAACUAUAAGCAGAAUAUCUAUAUUAAAGUCUAAAUAUAGAAUUAUGAAAACUUGUAUCUUGUUUGCUCUCGGGGAAAAUUUGCAUGAUUUAUUUUUUAAAGAAAACGGACACGCGCACGAGAUUCCUCAUCUUGUUUUUAUUAUCGCCGUCCUUUUCUUUCAUGUUCUUUUAAAAAAAAAAAUUAUUUUACGUCUCCGCUAUCUUUGUGCGCUUCAUUCGGAGAUUAUUUUCCUUCUCUAGAGACUUAUCAGGAGCAUAUCAGGAAAAUGGAAACUGAUUUACGAUCAUAAUAAUUUGAAAAAAGGAUGUAUAGAUCCCUUUUUUGUUCGUUUAUCAAAAGCCGGAAAUCUCGGAACGCUGAGCAUCGAGGAAGGACUUAAUUGACCCUCCAGCAUCCAUCCAUCUCUCUCUCCAUCUCUCUCUCCAUCCCUCUCUCUAGCGCGCCAUCUAUGUUUAUACUGUAUAUUCCUCGACAUUUAGAUCGAACUCGCACAAUAAGGAAUGAGAACCCGUUCUUUCUCUUUUUCUCUCACGUUCCGCGUUUCCCUCUCAUCUCUGGUUCUCCUCCGAUUUCUACACUCGUGUGCAGUCAGGGUGCUAAAGAGGCCGCACGGAGCGACGAGGAAUCCAUCGGCAAGGAUCCAGAGUGGACGGAGGACUGAAUACUCGUUGAAUGACUAAAACGCCGACCGUGAUUUGAUGGUGCGUCCUCGUCCUUCAUCACUCAUCGUCUCAUCGUCAUCUUUCUGUUUCCGGAAAACACUCAGCGGCUGGAUGGAUAUAAAAAUUCUUGAGGGAAACAAAAAAACAAACAAACAAACAAACAAACAAACAAAAAAAACCCUACAAACUGUACAUUUUUUUGAAGUUGUACGAGAUGACAUGGUCUUUGUAAAUAUUCUGUUUCGUUGUUUGGUUUUACAGGUGAACGGCCGAGCGACUCUUUUGUGAGAACAGGUGCAAGUUGAGUUUCUUUUUUUUAUUUCUUGAUUUAUUGACUGUUUUUCGUUCUUUCUUUCUUUCUUUAGCACGUAACGUAGCCACGCUUCUCCUGAGCCUCGGAGUUAGACCUUGCUGACGCGACACUCAACCCUUUAUCGUGCACGCUUUAACACAUCAUCAGUACUCAGUAGAUCAGUAUCCAGGAGCAGGAGGCAUGAGCGUUAUAAACUCUCUCAUUUAGAAGCCUGAAAAGCACAGCUGUCUUCUAACCGUCAUGGCAUCGGGUCACAUGACCUCAGCAAAGUCAUUACACGGGGUCACAUGACCUCGACAAAGUCAUUACAUGGGGUCACAUGACCUCAGCAAAGAGCAGCACAGAAUUCUCUUCACCGUCUUUCUUUCUCCCAUUUUCUUUUUGAUCUUUUCUUCAUUAUGUUUGUUUUCUUUCACUUCCUCUCAUUCUCCUUCUCUUUCUUUUUUCUUUUUCUCUUUUUCAUUGUAUGUUGCUUUCUUUUGCAUUCUCUUUCUCCAUUCUUUCUUUAAAUUGUUUGUUUCCUUUUCUCCUCGCAUUCAUAGUCUCUUUCGUUCUUUCUCCCAUUUUCUUUCUCUUCUUCAUUCUUUUUAUUGCUUUCUUUCACUUCCUCUCACUCUCCUUUUCUUUCUUUCCUUCGUUCUUUCUUUCUUUCUCUCCCACUCUUCUCACUCUUUCUUUCGCUUCCUCUCCAUUCUUUCUUUUAAUUGUUUAUUUUUCCUUUUCUUCUCCCAUUCAUCGUCUUCUUUCUUUCUUUCAUUUUCUUUCUCUUCUUCAUUCUUUUUUAUUGCUUCCUUUCACUUCAUCUCACUUUCCUUUUCUUUCUUUCCUUUGAUCUUUCUCGCCCACUCUUCUCUCAUUCUCUUUCACUUCCUCUCUUUCCCUUUGCUCCUCUUUCCUUUCUCCAUCACGUCUCUCCUGAACAACAUUAAAACACUUUUUGAAAGUAAAACUCUCAUCUUUCUUUCUUUCCACUGUUACUUUUUCACUUCUUUGUGUGUGUGUGUGCAUGUGUGUGUGUGUGUGUGAGAGAGAGAGAGAGAGAGAGAGAGAGAGAUGUUGAUGAUGAACGGUGAUGUGACUGCGUCUCGUCCUGAACCCCGGCGGUAACGAUGAUGUGUCGAAGCGUUCACGAGUAAAAUGUCGUGUAACUGAUUACGUCUCUUGAUCGUCAUUCGUUGAUUUUGAUCACAUGACACUGUGGCUGUGUGAUCCUCACUCGAACCCAUUUCGGUUUAUGGAGACUGAAACCUCUCUGCGUGUUAUAUUUCAGAAAUAGAGAAUUUAAACUGUCCAUAUUUUUGUACAGAGGGACUGAGAGGCAGCGGACAGACUCACUCAGAAGCACACUGUCACCAAAUCUCACGGUGAUCCUCUCGUCUGCCGUGGCUGUGUGUGUAUUACUGUACGACGGGGGGGGGGGGGGG
Ictalurus punctatus (channel catfish) is the source of this 6894-nucleotide messenger RNA. RefSeq names its product neuroligin 2b (gene nlgn2b). Lineage: Eukaryota; Metazoa; Chordata; Actinopteri; Siluriformes; Ictaluridae. The coding region runs from base 972 to 3521 and encodes 849 amino acids. The transcript has 10 exons. The record is from RefSeq and is a predicted model, not a curated record. Gene Ontology annotation, cellular component: cell surface; synapse; postsynaptic specialization membrane. Gene Ontology annotation, biological process: postsynaptic membrane assembly; neuron cell-cell adhesion; presynaptic membrane assembly. Gene Ontology annotation, molecular function: neurexin family protein binding; signaling receptor activity.